Striga hermonthica is the source of this 828-nucleotide messenger RNA. The record is from the annotation of a GenBank genome assembly. NCBI's taxonomy places the organism in Eukaryota, Viridiplantae, Streptophyta, Magnoliopsida, Lamiales, Orobanchaceae.
CUCCAGCAGCUGCAAGAGAAAGUGGAGGGAAAGCCGGACAGGCGUGCUCGAGGACACCCGUUCUCGAGGGAAAUUCUAGUUGCACUACUGCCUGCGAGUUUUAGGGAGAUAAAUCUGAUUUUCGAUGGGUCGAGCGAUCCAUCGAGGUAUGUGAGGCCAUUUGAAAACAUGUCCGUCUUGCACGGGUACUCAGAUCCGGUCAGUUGCAGGGCUUUCCUGUCGACCUUACGAGGAGGCGCACUCGACUGGUUCCACCAAUUAGCUCCCGGUUCGAUCAGAGACUUUGAGGAUUUUGCAGGACAACUUACCAAUCAAUAUUCAAGUGCGGUCGCACAGGAGAAGACGUAUUCCACACUAAUGGCGAUGCGACAAGGCGAGAAAGAGUCUCUGCGGAAAUAUGUUGCUCGAUACAAUCAGAUGUGCUUAGAGGUACCCACGGCGGGCGACGAAGUGAAGGCGGGAGGAUUGAUUAGGAGUCUGCGACCAGGACCAUGUCGAACGUCAUUCGCGAAGACGCCUGCUCGAACUUACAAUGAGGUGCUUCAAAGAUGCAAGAAGUACAUUAAUUUGGAAGAAACGAAGGCUGAGUUUGCCAAGCUUGAGGAGGUGGUGAAACCUGAGCAAGGGAAGGGAAGGCUGAGCUCGCCCAGGAGGGGGUCAUCUAGAAAGAAUUCUCCAAAAGUUGGCUCAUCUAAAAAGCUGUCGCCCAGAAGAGAGGGGCGAAAUCCGUUCCGUUGGGGGCGAGAAGAUCGCUGGCAAGGACGACCCCGGCUACCAAAUGGUCAGAGAUACAACAAUUUCACUCCUAUCAACGCCCAGGUGGGCGAA